AUAGCGACCACAGUUCCAUUUAGACGCGGAUGGAAUUAUUUUACGUUCAUGGAUAGAAAACCGGUUAGCAAGUAUACAAAACAGACAAACACAGCUGCUAGCUAGACCAUGGAUGUCAGUCAAGAAGACCUGAGCAAACUGAGCAUCAACAACUCCUCUGAGGAUAUUGAAUUAGAUCAUUCUUUUCAGGAAGAUUUUUACUCAUCUGCUGAUGAAGAUCAUGCCGAUGAAGAUGAUGUUUCAGAUAAAAUCCCAGAAUCAAUGCUCAAAUAUUUUGAAGCCUCCGAGAACAGAGCAAGUCAGUUUGAAAAGCUCAUCCUUGAGGACAAUGAAGAUGAUGAUUCCAGAGCGGCUGAGGUGUAUUCCAUAAUUUCAAGUCGUUCUGAAGACCUUUUAAUGGAACUGGCAUCUGACUUAGGCCUACACGAGGACCCAGUGAAGUUAAAAGAACAAGUCAUGUUAGAGAUGGAGGAUGAGAAGUUGAACGCUAUCCCCAACAAGGCCUGCCCUCACACUGUAUCUGACAGUGACAUUACAGACAGAGUGCCACACAACAGUGAGGAUGAUAUUGAAUGUGAUGCAUAUUUAAGGUCUGAAAAGCAACUCAGUUUGGAACUGAAAACUUUGGAGUGUAAGUUGAAAGAGGAGGAUGAGAGGAGAAUUGUGGAAUACGAGGUGGAGCGAAAGAAGGAGCAGAAUGAGCAGAGAGAAAAGGAGGAGGGGAGGAAACGCAGACAGAGAGACUUUGAGGAGGAGCUGAGGCAGAUAGAAGAGGACAAUAGGCAUCGCCCUACAGGCAUGGAGGAGAUGAAAGAAAGAGAGGCAGAAGAGAAGCUUCAACAAGAGCUUUUCAAACAGCAGGAGCUGAUCAGCAGCCUCCAGAGACAGAUGGAGGAAGAGAGGAGGGCCUUUGAGAAGGUGCAGGAGGAAAAGAGGAGGAAGACCCACCAGUCUCGAUGCAGGGCAGCCAUCACUAUCCAGGCUGCCCUCAGAGGCGUCCUGGCACGCCGGUGGACCAGGGCUGAGCUCCACCGCAGAAGAGAGGAACAAAGAAGGUCUGAGGAGGAGAGGAACAGGAGGGAGGAGAGGUGGAGGAGGGAACAGGAGGAGCAGCGGCUGAAGCAGGAAAAGGAAAACAGAAGGAGAGAGUUGGAGGAGCAAGCGCUGAAGAGGAGGAGCUUAGAGUAUGAGAGAGCCAAAGAAGAGGAUCGAGUCCGUAUGGAGAGAGAGAGACAGGAUGAGGAGGACAGAAGAGAGAAGGAGGAGCAGAUUAGGGAGGAGAAAGACAAGCAAGAAAGGGAGGAGGAGCAGAGAAAAAGACAGGAGAAUGAGGAGGAAAAGGAGAAUGAAAGGAAAAGCAAGGAGGAGGAAGAGAUUAGGAUGGAAUCAGAUGAGAGGAAACCAAAGAGCCUGCAAAAGCUGGAGACAGGAAUAGUGAAGGAGGAAAGUCAAAACCCGAGUGAGGAAAAAGCCAGAGAGGAGAAAUCAGCCGCCACUGAAUGUUCCCCCACUGCCAGCUCUCCCCCCAUUGACCCCAGCACCUCAGCCCCUCAGUCUGCCUUUGAGCGUAUGAGUGUAUUUCUACCAGAGCAGACGGAGCAGAGGAGACUGGCCUGGAUGAGGGACUGCACUUCCUGGUCCAAACUCUCCCUGCAGAACAAGAGGAAGCAGCAGCAGGGGGUCAGGACCCAGAGGAGGAGGGGGGCGAGGAGGGCCGCUGAGGGGAGUGGUUUACCCCUCCUCUGCCCAGAAACACUCCUUCAGUCUGGGGCCUGGAACUCCCCUCAGGAGGUGACCACAGUUGUUCUGGAGGAUCUCCCUGGCUGUAGCCUCUCUACUUUGUCCCAAUGCCCCAGACUGCAGAUGCUCACCAUGAGACGCUGUGGCCUUAAAUCCCUGGAGGGCCUCAGUCAAUGCACAGAGCUUCGCUACAUCGAUGUACAGGACAACUCAAUCACGUUUGUGGACUGUGAGAAUCUGGCUAACCUCCAAGUUCUUCGACUUGGCCGGAACCGUCUGACAUCCAUCCAUGGUCUGGCUGGUGCUGUGGAUCUGGACGUUCUGGAGCUCUCGCACAACUCCAUCACCCGUAUCGGUGGUCUGGAGCCAUUGAAGAGGCUGCAGAAGUUAUUGUUGGACCACAACCAGCUGAUCAGUACUAGAGGACUGAGAGAGGUGUACACGCUGCUACACCUGGACUUGUCUCACAACCAUCUGUCCAGUGUAGAGGGCCUGGACAACUGUGCUCUGCUCAACACCCUGGACCUGACAGGAAACAAUCUGACUGAGCUACCCAGUCUGAGGAACCAGGUCCUCCUGGUGGAGCUCCAUCUGGAGGACAACAGCAUCUCCUCACUGGAGGGCCUGACAGCCUGCUGGCUCCCCCUGAUGCAGCUCCUCUCUGGGGCCCAAAACAGUAUAACCCAACUGCCAUCACUGUGUCAUUUUGUGUCACUGGAGAAGCUGGACAUCAGAGACAACUGCCUCUUAGAGCUGCAGAACCUGUGUGAGAGUCUGCAGGGAUGUCCACUCCUCCGAGAGGUCCAUCUCACUGGGAAUCCCCUUCAGCAAGAGUCCAUGUGGAGGUCCAGUCUGCAGAGGGCCGUGCCGGGUCUACAGGCCAUAGACGGGCAGCCUGUCGGCUCCUCUCCAGCGCUCCCUAGUCCUGGUCUAGUGACGGCCCUGCUGCCUCAGAACAGCUUUCUAGCCUUCUGUCAGGCACAGCUCCAGCAGUUCCACACACUGCAGCACAGCCACACGGCACAACUCAGCGGUGCUCUCCCUCCCCUGGAUGCUCUGAGGCUCUCCCUCCAGCUCCAUGAUGAAGCUGUGCAGCUGGCUGAGGAGCACAGAUACGCUCACGAAUAUGGAGACACCAGCAUCACCAACAAACAAGAUGACAGUCACAGGAGUGACACCGCCAGGGUUAGCAGGAUCCCUGCCGAAAAGUCCGAUGUAGAGGGUAUGGACAGACAUGGUGGUGUCAUGAACAGUGAGCAACCUGAAAAUAAGUCCUGUGGAAACACAAACACCUGGCCACAUGUGGUUCCCCUCAUCAGCCCAGCCAAUGACAACAGUGAAAAGCAGCCUCAGCCCCCAGCAUACAGAUCAUUCAGCAGUCUAGGGACUGUGUCCACUAGGCCUGAGUUGAAGCCAGCAACGCCAGCUAGCUACACAAGUUCCAGCUCUACCUUCUCAGAGGAAAAAACGUCCCAUGCCACUGCCAAACCCAGCAGUUCACCCUUCCCCAAAGCUCACAUCAAGCUGGACCUCAAAAACAUGGCAGCUGUGGUGAUCCAGCGCCACUGGAGAGGACACAGAGGACGUCAGAGGAUCCAGCUGCGUCCACCUCCAGGAGAGGAGCAAGGAGGAAGAAGAGGAAGAGAGAGGGGAAGAGUAGACACAGGACCCAGCCAUACUGGGUCAGAGCAGAGCCGUCUGGAACCAGAUUACGCUGCAACUGCCAUCCAGGCGGUUUGGAGAGGCUUCACCCUGAGGAGGAGGCUGGCUGCUGCUCUGGCCCAGGCUCGGGGCUUCAACCCCGGGGAUCACGAGGCCUUCGAGGAGGUGAACGUGGAUGAAUUUGUCUUUGAUGAGAUGGCACUAGAGAGAGACUGGAUGAUGACUUCGCUGCUGUCUGACGAUUCACCUCCCAAAACCCUCCUUCAUCCUCCUCCGUUCCCAGACCAGCUGCUUGGUCCAAUGCGUACUCUGAAUCUUCCAGAUGCCAACCAGCAGAUCAGCCCACCUGUUCUUCUGUGGAAGCCCAAGCAGGCCUGGAUGGGUGGGGAGAGAGCAGAGCCUGCUGAGCAUAGAGUUUCCCUUGACAGCAUCAGCAGAACUAAAUCUCCUGUCUCUGCGUCAGGGCUCAGUGGUCUUUCUGAGAGAUCUCCUGCUUCUGUGUCAGGGCUCAGUGGUCUUUCUGAGAGAUCAGAGAAGAUUCUGGAGGAGUGGGGGUUCAGAGACAGCCACACUGCUCUGAUGAUGCUGAAGAGAGCUCAGAAGAUGAAGUCUAAGAAGCAGAGGCAAAGAAAACUAUUGGACCCAACUGUACGCCUGGCCCUUUUCAGGAACCAUAGCAACCAGCAUGCCCCUAUGGAAGCACCAAAGAAGCCCUCUCCAGAGAGGAGAGACUACAUUAAAGCUCACCAGGCAGAACUAGCCCUGGAGGGAACAGGCAGAUUGGACCAAACACGGUUAAACCAGCAAGCACCAGGGAGGGUGGACCAAAUGCUGUUGAACCAGGACGCAACAGAGAGAGUGGACCAAACACUGGUGAACCAGGAACGCACUUACCAGUGGCUCCACACCCAGCCUGUGCACUCUGACAGCAGACGCCCUGAGAGUGAAGGUUUCCUCCCAGAGAUUGACCCAGACAUACUGAAAGGAGGCAGAGUGCAGCUCGUGGCUGUAGCAGGGUACAGAGAAGGUCCAGACCAGGCCCCAAAGUCGCGGGCCAGCGGAACGUCAACCUCCCCGCCUCACAAAGAACACAAUGAAGUUCGGAGAAACUUUAUGGGGCAUCUAAACAAAGAAGCACCUUCUCCCCAAAGAGUGACCUCUGCCUCAUCUAAAAAGGAGCGCAUGUCUUUCCGGGAUAACCCUGUCCAGAUGAGUGGUGGCUGGGGAGGGGGCAAAAAAAGGGACAAACUGCACAAGUAACAAGACAUUUGUUAAUUACCAAGAAACUGGUUUAGCUUUAUUCACUGUAUGUCCAAAACAGUAAGCAUGACAACCAUUAUUCUGUUCACAGUAACGUUUUGACAGUCCCAUACAGUAUAUGUAUUAUGUUGACAUUUCAUUCAUUCUGCAACGUUUUACUUUUCUCCCCUCAAAAGUUUUCAUUGUCAUUAAUCUCCUAUACUAAAAUGUCAUGCAGCUGCCUUUUCGCUCUCAGAUCUGGCUUGGCCGUGGGUCUUCUGAAAAUUAAUUAAAAGCAAUGGGAGAAGCCCAGCCCAAAUAUCUGCAGGCGUUUUCAUGCUGGUCAUUAUGCAUGGAUAUCGCUGCCUUAAUGCGACCUCAGCCAACACCGGAACGCAUGGAGCAAAGUCCCAAACGCUCAACAAAUCACACGCUUAAUAUGCAGACAAUGGUUAGAAAUAAGAAACAGAACAUUUCUAUUCUAAUUGUUAGGAUGUUUGUAUUUUGAUUUCAUUUAGAUUUAUGUUACAAGCUUUCCAGACCAGUCUCUGCUGCUGUGGCCUUUGGUAAAAGAAAAUAUAGAAUUUAGAAUUGGGUCCCGUGUGGCUGAGUUGGUAGAGCAUGGCACUUGCAACACCAGGGUUGUGGGUUUGAUUCCCAUGGAGGACCAGUAUCUAGUAGCUGGAUAAGAGCAGCUACUAAAAUGUAUGUGUAGAAGGUGUCUUAUCUUAGAUGUUGCAUGUCUAAGAAAAAAUGUGCUUUUUUAAUGCUACUUGUUUCUUGCUUAAGUUGAUGAAGUGGCACUUUUACUCAGCUGUUAAUAAUCAAGGUAAAUACAUUUUAGAUUCUAAAAUAAUGAUUAAAUUCAAGUUUAUUUUUUGAUUUUACUAUCAUAUAGACUGAGUGUUCAAAACAUUAGGAACAACUGACAUAGGUGAAUACAGGUGAAGGCUUUGAUCCCUUAUUGAUGUCACUUGUUAAAUCCACUUCAAUCAGUGUAUAUGAA
This is a messenger RNA of Oncorhynchus gorbuscha (pink salmon), 5647 nucleotides long. It is a transcript of the gene lrriq1, whose product is annotated as leucine-rich repeats and IQ motif containing 1. Bases 109 to 4662 code for a protein of 1517 amino acids. Gene Ontology annotation, molecular function: protein binding. The record is from RefSeq and is a predicted model, not a curated record. NCBI's taxonomy places the organism in Eukaryota, Metazoa, Chordata, Actinopteri, Salmoniformes, Salmonidae. The transcript is spliced from 28 exons.